AUGUACGAGCCUGCGUCACCGUCGGGCAAACUAGGCCAACAUUACCAGCAAGACGAUGUAAGCGAGGCACGAAGUGGCCAUGUCGCCAAGCCUCGCUUCACCACCAAACACUGCAAGCGUCCUUCAUCGGAUCACUCCACAGAUGGAGGAAAAUUGAGCUGCCUCACACCCUUUCUUGGUGACACCAUUGUCUUCAUCUUGGCAAGUCGUCGCGGGUGA
This is a messenger RNA of Hydatigera taeniaeformis, 219 nucleotides long. NCBI's taxonomy places the organism in Eukaryota, Metazoa, Platyhelminthes, Cestoda, Cyclophyllidea, Taeniidae. The record is from the annotation of a GenBank genome assembly.